Rhodotorula graminis WP1 is the source of this 2684-nucleotide messenger RNA. RefSeq lists its product as uncharacterized. Gene Ontology annotation, molecular function: 1-phosphatidylinositol-3-kinase activity. The record is from RefSeq and is a predicted model, not a curated record. Gene Ontology annotation, biological process: autophagosome assembly; phosphatidylinositol-3-phosphate biosynthetic process; phosphatidylinositol-mediated signaling. The transcript is spliced from 10 exons. Gene Ontology annotation, cellular component: cytoplasm; phagophore assembly site; phosphatidylinositol 3-kinase complex, class III, type II. Bases 1 to 2598 code for a protein of 865 amino acids. NCBI's taxonomy places the organism in Eukaryota, Fungi, Basidiomycota, Microbotryomycetes, Sporidiobolales, Sporidiobolaceae.
AUGGACUCGCUCGCGCACCCGUUGUCGUCGUCGUUCGAGACGCAGCUCUCGUUCGUCCGACACUCCGACCUCGACCGCCUCGUCACGGUCCGCAUCGCCUCGUUCCAGGGUCACUUGCCCCAGCGACCCCUCGUCGACCUCCUCGACCAGCCCUCGCUCAAGCACCACGGCUUCCAGCAGGCCACCCCGUCCGACCUCUAUGUCCGCCUCGAGCUCUGGGCCGACAACAACCGCCUCGUGCCCCCAGUCCAGACGGCCCACAAGCACUUCAAGUCGCGCGAGCAGGUCGACUGGAACGAGCACGUCACGCUCCCCGUCAAGUACCGCGACCUGCCCGCCUCUGCCCAGCUCGCCGUCACCGUCUUCGACAUUGCCGGCCCGCGCCAGCUCGCCGUCGUCGGCGGCUCGACCCUGCGCUUGUUCGGCAACAAAGCCACCCUCAAGAAGGGCAAGCAGCGCCUGUACCUGUGGAAGGGCGUCGAGGCCGACGGCCGCGUCGAGUCGGACACGCCGAGCAAGGUCGGCCUGCGCGACGAGAUGGGCCGCCUCGAGAAGCUCGUCCGCAAACACGAGCGCGGCGACAUUGCCCGCCUCGACUGGCUCGACAAGCUCGCGUUCCGCCAGAUCGAGAAGAUUCACAAGGCCGAGUCGGAAAAGUCCGACAACCUGUUCCUGUACCUCGACCUGCCGCGAUUCGACUUUCCCGUCGUCUUCAGCGAGCCCGAGUACCCGCUGCCUGUCCUGUCGUCGCUCAACCUGUCGUCCGCCCUCGGCCCGGCCGCAUCGGUCGCGAGCAGCGUGCCCUCGACCUCGGCCCAAGCCGCCUCGUCGUCCGAGCCGACCUUGUUCACCAUCAUCGACCCCGAGAUCGUCCGCAAAAACCCUGUCGAGGCCAAGCAUCGUCGCCUCGUGCGCGACCAUCGCAACGGCCCGCUCGACCGCGAGCUCAAGCCCAACGCCAAGAUCCGCGACGAGCUCAACGAGAUCCUGCGGUACCCGCCGACGCAAGAAUUGACGACGCCGCAGCGCGACCUUGUGUGGAAGUUCCGGUUCUACCUGACGCGCGACAAGCGCGCCCUCACCAAGUUCCUCAAGAGCGUCGUGUGGUCCGACUCGGGCGAGGCGACCCAGGCCGUCGAGACGCUGUUGCCCAUGUGGAACGAGGUCGAGAUGGACGACGCGCUCGAGCUCCUCGGGCCGGCCGAGGGGUUCCGCGACAGGAGGGUGCGCGCCUACGCCGUCAAGCAGCUCGAGCGAGCAGAUGAUGAGGAGCUCAUGCUCUACCUCCUUCAACUCGUCCAGGCGCUCAAGUUCGAGCCCGCACCUCCUCCUUCCGCGGCACCAGUCGACGUCCCGACGCUCGAAGACUUCCUCGUCGAGCGCAGUGCGAGGAACCCGGUCCUCGGCAACACGUUCUACUGGUACAUCCAGGUCGAGCGCGAGGACAAGGGGCGAGGGCGGCUCUUUGACGAGGUGGCGCGCAAAUUCGAGCGGCGCAUCAAGGAGCUCCAUCGUCCAGGCGAGCCGGACCAGCUCGACGCGCUGCGGCGACAGAGCGAGUUCAUCGCCCGCAUCACCCAGCUCGCCUCGUCACUACGCCUGUCCAAGGACGCUCGACCCAAGAAGAUCGACAAGCUGCGCGCUGCCCUCGCCUCGUCGUCGUCCGGGUUGAGCACCUUCUCGCCGCCGAUCCCGCUCCCACUCGACGCCCGCAUCGCCAUCACGGGCAUCGACGCUGACGCGUCGAGCGUCUUCAAGUCGAACCUGUUCCCGCUGCGGCUGCAGCUCCUCACGUCGGCGACCGGCGACACGGACCCGUUCCCCGUCAUCUUCAAGAACGGCGACGACCUGCGGCAGGACCAGCUCGUGAUCCAGCUCUUCACCCUCAUGGACCGCCUUCUGCGCAAGGAGAACCUCGACCUCAAGUUGACGCCGUACCGCGUCCUCGCGACCGGCGCCGUCGACGGCAUGGUCCAGUUCGUCCCGAGCCGCACGCUCCAGGACAUCACGAACGAGUUUGGCGCCCAGGGCCUCCUCGGGUACCUGAGGGAGCACAACGCCGACCCGGGCAGUGUCGGUACGUACGGCGUCAAGCCCGAGGUGUUCGACACGUACAUCCGCAGCUGCGCCGGCUACUGCGUCGUCACGUACUUGCUCGGCGUCGGCGACCGGCACCUCGACAACCUCCUUCUCUCGCCCGACGGCCACUUCUUCCACGUCGACUUUGGCUACAUCCUCGGUCGCGACCCCAAGCCGUUCCCGCCGGCCGUCAAGGUGUGCAAGGAGAUGGUCGACGCGCUCGGCGGCAUCCACAGCCCGCACUACGCCCGCUUCAAGAGCCUGUGCUUCACGGGCUUCACGACCUUGCGCAAGAACGCCAACCUCUUGAUCAACCUCGUCGCGCUCAUGGUCGAGGCCGACGUGCCCGACAUCCGGGUCGAGCCCGACAAGGCCGUCAUGAAGGUCCAGGACAAGUUCCUCCUCGCCCUGAGCGAGGACGAGGCGAUCCACGAGUUCGAGGCGCUCCUCAACGACACGAGCUACUUUGCCAGCGUCCUGGACCGCAUUCAUUCCGUAGCGCAGUACUGGAGGGCGUGAGCGUGCGGGCCUGUCGCCAUCGUCGUCGUCGUCGUCGUCGUCGUCGAGGCGUUGUUGUGAUUCAGACUGUCGCGCGCUCGAGCCUC